Molecule: messenger RNA, 1202 nt
Organism: Coffea eugenioides
Lineage: Eukaryota; Viridiplantae; Streptophyta; Magnoliopsida; Gentianales; Rubiaceae
Product: auxin-induced protein 22D-like
Exons: 3
Coding region: 262-840 (192 amino acids)
Biological process (GO): regulation of DNA-templated transcription
Cellular component (GO): nucleus
Molecular function (GO): protein binding
Source: RefSeq, a predicted model, not a curated record
AGGCUCAACUUAUAGGAGUAGUACUUAUAAAACUUGGGACUUCUUCUCCAUUCAUUUCUCAGUUCUCACAACUCGCAUCUUGCAGCUUUUCAAUAAUUGUUAAUUGGAGGAGCAACCUAGACUCCAUUGAAGAACCUCUUUGUUUCUUGAGAUACUCAUCUGUCGAGGAGGAAAAGCUUGGUUGUUGUUUGGCUAGGAUUUUUUUUUUUUUUUUUGGAUUUGUGCAACACAUAUUAUAUUACGACGAUAAUUUCUGAGAAAAUGGAGAUGGGAAAGGCAGCGAAUUACGAGAACGAACUGGCAACCGAGUUGAGAUUAGGUCUGCUGGGGACAGACCAUCAUGAACCGGAGAAGCAAUCUUUCCCUUCCAGCCUCGUCAUCAAGAGCAACAAGAGAUCUUCAUCAGAAAUGGAUUAUAAUUCCUCUGACAAGUGUGACCAAGAUUGUGCUCCGCCUCCCAAGGCACAAGUAGUUGGGUGGCCACCGGUUCGAUCUUACAGGAGAAAUGCUCUCCAGCAGCAAAAGAAAACCGAGAGUGAUGUUUCGGGGAUGUACGUGAAAGUGAGCAUGGACGGAGCUCCAUACCUCAGGAAAAUCGACCUUAGGGUUUACAAAAACUAUCCCGAGCUGCUCAAGGCUCUAGAGGUCAUGUUCAAGUGCACCAUCGGUGUGUAUUCAGAAAGGGAAGGAUACAACGGAUCUGACUAUGCACCCACUUAUGAAGACAAGGAUGGAGACUGGAUGCUAGUUGGAGAUGUUCCAUGGAAUAUGUUCGUCUCCUCUUGCAGAAGGCUGAGAAUCAUGAAAGAAUCCGAAGCCAAAGGCCUUGGGUGUUUGUAGUUGCAGGACGUACGCCGGCGGAUAAAUUAGAAGAAACAAAAUUAACUACUACAGCCGGCCCGGCAUAUAGCAUAGUAGUAGUAGCAUUUGUCACUGCACCCACGUACUCGCAAAUUAAACAUGGACUACUGCUACGGUGCUACCACCGCCAGGCGCCACCAAAGAAUUCUCCUUCAACCAACGCCUUGGGUUCUCCAAGAAAAAGAAAGACUCCUCGCUCGCUUUCUAGCUUAGUCAUGAUCAGAUUCAACACAGAUCCGCUCAUCAGAUCAGGUGUACAGAUUUCGAUCUGAUGGCUUUCUUUGUGACUCUGGAUUCCUAAUUCUUUAGUAUCCCAUAGCCUUGCAGGGUGCAUGUCUUUA